This is a messenger RNA of Cyprinus carpio (common carp), 1617 nucleotides long. Its product is annotated as protein phosphatase 1 regulatory subunit 42. NCBI's taxonomy places the organism in Eukaryota, Metazoa, Chordata, Actinopteri, Cypriniformes, Cyprinidae. Gene Ontology annotation, molecular function: protein binding. The record is from RefSeq and is a predicted model, not a curated record.
CGACCGUUCAUUUGUCCUCUUCCUUUAAUUAAUUAAUUAAGUUAAUUACAUCUUAAAUUAUUUGUAACAAAAACCUGCGCUAGCUUGGAUUAAUUACUAAAGCUCUUAGUAGUUUAACAAAUGAUUUUUAACAACAUCAGAAAAUAACUUUCACAUUUUCACACAACAAUACAAUCGUGUUCUAAAAUAAUUCUUUACACAGAAUUUAAAACAAUUAAAAACAUUUCACCAUUUGUGUUGAGAAUGAGUCGUGCCGCGUUUGAACUGCGCUUCGAACCCGCUCUGGCGCGUGCAAGAUGACUUUGCCCUCGCUUUUCGUCGCCAUGGCGACAUCAGCUCUCGCUUCCUAAACAAAGCCAAGACAAGACGCAAAAGAGAAAGACUUUACAGCAGCAAAACACCUUGCGUUUAUAGCUGACGACAGUUAAUGCAUAACUUUUGUGCAUUAAGGCCCCUGGAGUUUAACCACAGAAAGUUAUUGAUUUUGAGAGGCUCUCCAUGUCAUCUCCCCAUAGUCUGCUGCUCUGAGAUCAAGUGUAAAACCGACCUGCUGUCAUGUGUUGAUAAGAGAAAUCUAUCCUGUGAUAUUUUUGCACACUGAGUCAUUAUGGUCCAUCUAACAGUGCAUCUGAUCGCAAAAUCAAGCAAUUACUCAAAAACCUGCAGAAGUGAAUCUCUCCAGCAGUAUCUGAAGAAACUGACCCAUCUCAACUUCUCAAACAAAAGUAUAGAGGACAUUGAUGAUCUAUCAAUGUGCAGAAACCUCACAGUCCUGUACCUAUAUGACAACCAAAUAUCACAAAUCUGCAACUUGGGGUUUGCCUCAAACCUUACAAACUUAUACAUGCAAAAUAAUAAUAUAUCUUGCAUAGAGAACCUCUCUUCUCUGCAUAAGCUCUCCAAAUUGUUCUUGGGAGGAAACAGCAUCACUGUGGUGGAGGGAUUAGAUGAGCUGAAAAGCCUGAAGGAGCUGCAUGUGGAAGGUCAGAAACUACCGUUGACCCCGUGGCUGGUCUUUGACCCCCGUUCCAUAUCUAGCCUCUCUGAAACUCUGUGCAUUUUAAAUAUCAGUAAAAAUAACAUUGAUGAAAUAUGGGACUUGGCCCCUCUCAGGAAACUGACCCAUCUUUAUGCUACUGAUAACCAGCUACAGGACAUACAGGAGAUAGAGACAGUGUUCAGACAGUGGUCUCAACUGCGGUUACUGAAUCUGAAUAGAAAUCCUGUGUGUCACAAACCCAAAUACAGAGACAGACUUAUAACUGCCUGCAGAAUUCUAGAAGAUCUUGAUGGAAAACAAAUAAAUGAGCUGUCUAGGCAGUUUCUAAUCAACUGGAAAGCUUCAAAAGAUGCAAAGAAGAAACUAGAUGAUGGAAAAGACAUCAAAGAACAAACCACAAAUCCACUUACAACUGAUUUUCGCAUGGGCCCCCAACAUCCCUUUGCCCAUGACCGCAGCAGCUCUCUGAGUAAGCCGUCAGAAUAUGCAAGCCCGGCGUUACAUUUCGAGUACAAGGAGACAGCAGAGGAUAAAAGGUAUGAACAAUCAAAAUGUCUACUUCAUGUCUACUAAUAGACUUCCUUAUCCUUUACAUAAUCUCGGGCCAAAUGUAAAUU